Drosophila serrata is the source of this 1832-nucleotide messenger RNA. RefSeq names its product beaten path IIIb (gene beat-IIIb). Gene Ontology annotation, biological process: motor neuron axon guidance. The record is from RefSeq and is a predicted model, not a curated record. Lineage: Eukaryota; Metazoa; Arthropoda; Insecta; Diptera; Drosophilidae.
AGCAGAAACAGAAAGGAAAACGUAAUCGUCAGCGGCACAAAUAGCAGCAAUAAGAAAACUUUUGCUGAUGUUUCAAUUAAAUACAGUGCGUGAAGAGACGGGAAAACAGGAGAAACCGGAAACUAAACUAAAAUAGAAAUAAAAGAAGGCGAACACGAGGAGGCAAAUACAAAUAGACAGCCAGGAUAUAACAUGUAAAUGCGACAGUGCCUAUGUGGGCGAACGCUUAAUAGGAAAAGCAAAUAGCAACGAGCUCGUGGAAAAUAAAUAUAAAUAAACCAGCAGCAACAAAACAGGCAAGAAAAGGAAAAGCGACAAGAAAAGCAAUUGGUUGACGCUUUCCCUCGUUGCGGUCAAGGGAAAUUUAUUGCAUUGCACAAAUGAGACAAGAGGAAAACGCAAACGAAGCAAAAGCAAACAUAGAAGCUCGCACGCGGACAUGGACAUGAAAAAUAACCAAAAAUUCCUCAACAAAUUGAAAAAUUAAAGUUUCAUCCCGAAAAAGUUGCGGCGAACGAGAAAUAGUGAAAAAAAACAUGGAUCCUGCAAUAUACAGAAAAUAUAACAUUGGCCAUGGCAUCCUCGCCUGGUUGAUUUUCCAACUUUGCUACGAGUUCGCGGAAUGCCUGACAAUGACCGAGAUCAAAAUUCCCAAGCACAUUAUGCGCCACGAGGAUGCCGUUCUCGGCUGCAAGUUCGAUCUGGACGGAGAGUUGUACUCGGUGAAGUGGUAUAAGGAUGGGUUCGAGUUCUAUCGCUAUGUGCCCAGGGAUAUGCCACCCGGACAGGUCUUUCCAUUACCCGGAGUCGAUGUUGAGUUGCAAAACUCGACGGACGUCGUUGUUGUCCUGCGCUCAGUUAGCCUUCAGUCAACUGGCCGAUAUCGCUGCGAAGUGUCCGGCGAGGCGCCUUCGUUUCAGACAGUUUCCGGUCACGAGGACAUGAUUGUUGUGGUGACUCCAAAGCAUGGACCACAAAUCACGGGCGGACAGCCUCGCUAUCAAAUUGGCGACAUGGUGCGCGUCAAUUGCACCUCGGCGGCCUCUAAGCCCGUCUGCCAUCUCAGUUGGCUGAUUAACGGGAUGCAUGCGAAUCGAUCCUUGCUACGACCCUACGAGCCCCUCAUUGUGGGACGAGAGGGACUGGAGGUUGCCCGGCUAGGACUCGAGUUCCGGGUGCGAGGAUGACAUUUCAAGCACGGCGACAUGAAGCUAAAGUGUGUCGCCAAAAUCUCCUCCGUGUACUGGCAGAGCAACGAGGAGAGUGUGGAGAGCGACAAGCACCAAAGGAUCCCGGUUCUAGAGUCGCGGGAAACGGUCAUGUCCAAGUCCCGCCAGUCCCUGGACAAGGUGCAGUCAUCGCUAGAAGAUAAACAACUGAAGAAGAGCCGACGCCCCGCAGCGGCAACUUCAGCGGCAGCAGCAGCCGCAGCAGCAGCGGCAGCGGCAGGAGCGGCAACAUCCUCCAGUGCAUCCACAUUUGGGUGGAGCUCAUCGGUGCCCUGGUCACGCAUAUUAGCUUCCAAAUCAAUUGCACGCAUUUCCCUCUACGCGCUGCCAGUCUUAAUAGCGUUUCUGUGUAGCUCAUCACCCGUCGUGGGGAGUUGCUGUCAGAGGAGCAGCAUCAGCAGCAGGAGCACCAGGAUCAGGGGCAACAGCAACACCGAGGGUAUCAGGCACACAAGCAACACAAACAGGAGCCGCCUGUCGAACCAAUUAAGUGGCAAGGAUGCUGCUCAGCGGAGAUAACAAUUAACCGAGAGGUUUGGCGUCAAAAGGCCCGGCAACUUGGCCUAAAAAUCAUCAUCAUCAGUUUCGGUCUGUGUGUGUAUA